Messenger RNA from Camelus dromedarius (Arabian camel), 475 nucleotides. RefSeq names its product guanylate cyclase activator 2A (gene GUCA2A). The coding region runs from base 1 to 330 and encodes 109 amino acids. Gene Ontology annotation, molecular function: guanylate cyclase activator activity. Gene Ontology annotation, cellular component: extracellular region. NCBI's taxonomy places the organism in Eukaryota, Metazoa, Chordata, Mammalia, Artiodactyla, Camelidae. The record is from RefSeq and is a predicted model, not a curated record. The transcript has 3 exons.
AUGAACACCUUCCUGCUCUCUGCCCUGUGCCUCCUCGGGGCCUGGGCCGCCCUGGCAGGGGGCGUCACCGUAAAGGAUGGAGAGUUCGCCUUUUCUCUGGAGUCAGUGAAGAAGCUCAAGGACCUCCAGGAGAUCCAGGAUCCCAGGAACCCUAGAAAUCUGGGUCAAUCCACUGUUCCCAUCGCCUGUAGCUCCCCAAAUUUCCCCGAAGAACUCAAGCCUGUCUGCAAGGAGCCCAACGCCCAGGAGAUCCUCCAGAGGCUGGAGACCAUCGCCCAGGACCCCAGCACUUGUGAGAUCUGUGCCUACGCUGCCUGUGCUGGAUGCUAGGAGGGCCAGUGACCGCUGCCUUCUGCCCCUCCUUUGCCAGAGGCUCCCCAUCCCCGCAGCUCAACCUACCCGGCCUUCAAAUGGAGGAAGGAGGAGAGGGCAGCCUGGGGAGGCCCCACCCCUGCCCCUAUCCGAGCUGCCAGCG